ACGACAAGCAAACUAGUUUUUGUUAAUCAUGUCUGUUGAAUCCUCGGAAGACCAAACUACUUUGGUUGAAAGCUCUACUCCACAACCUCCCAGAGGCUACCUUGCCAAGGAUCAAAUCGAAUAUGAAUUCGGGGGUCCAGUAGGUGCUAUUGGGAUGAUGGUUGGAUUCCCUUUAUUGAUGUGGUACAUGUGGUUAAGUGCACAAUUCUACAACGGUAAACCGGCCUGGCCUUCAGCUGACCAAUCCUGGUCUGACUUUAUCACCGUUGACUUGUGGAAUUUGUUUGUUGAACACGGAUUACCUUCUUUUAAAGUAUGGUUAUUCUUUACUGUUUUCAUUGUUACCCAAGCUGUUUUCUACUUGACUUUACCUGGUGUUUGGACAAAAGGUCAACCAUUAACCCAUUUGAACAAUCGUCAAUUGCCUUACUUUUGUAAUGCAAUUUGGAGUUUCUAUACUUCCAUUGUAUUGCUGUUGGUAUUACAUUUCACUGGGUUAUGGAAAAUUACCUUUAUUUUGGACAAUUUUGGGGCCAUUAUGACCACAGCAAUUUUCUAUGGUAUUUCCCUUUCCAUUAUCUUGUACUUGAUUUGUCUUUAUGUUACUGGUGAUUACCAUCGUAUGACCGGGAACCACAUCUACGAUAUGUUUAUGGGUGCUCCAUUAAACCCAAGAAUUGGACAAUACCUUGAUCUCAAGAUGUUCUUUGAAGUUAGAAUCCCAUGGUUUAUCUUAUUCUUCACUUCAUUAGCCUUGUGCUUCAAACAAUAUGAAACCUAUGGCUAUGUCUCCCCACAGGCCGUGUUUGUCUUGUAUGCCCAUUGGCUUUAUGCUAAUGCCUGUGCUAAAGGUGAAGAAUUGAUUGUCCCAACUUGGGAUAUGGCUUAUGAAAAGUUUGGAUUCAUGUUAUUGUUCUGGAACAUUGCUGGUGUCCCAUUUACUUAUUGUCACUGUACUUUGUUCUUGGCAUACCAUGAACCAAAAGAAUAUCAAUGGCCAGUCUAUUACAACAUCUUGUUGUUUGUUGUUCUUACUGUUGCUUACUACUUCUUUGAUACUGGUAACCGUCAAAAGAAUAGUUUCAGAAGAACAAUGGCCGGUAACACUACUCUUAGAAAGACAUUCCCAUAUUUGCCUUACUCCGAUUUGGUUAACCCACUGUAUAUCAAGUGCGAAAAUGGUUCUGUAUUAUUAACUGACGGUUGGUAUGUCUAUGCCAGAAAGAUGCAUUAUACUGCUGAUUACAUUCAAACUUUAACCUGGGCCUUAAUGUGUGGAUUUAGUUCACCAUUCCCUUGGUUCUUCCCUGUGUUUUUCUUUAUCGUGUUGGUUCAUAGAGCUUAUCGUGAUCAAAGAAAGUGCCAAAAGAAGUACGGUAAGGAUUGGGACAGAUAUCUUGAAAAAUGUCCUUACAUGUUUAUUCCUUAUGUUUGGUAAGGAAACGAACUGUUGGCUGCAUAGAGUAAAAAUAUAGCAUUAGGGAUUAUUUUAUAGCAUUCAAAAAGAAAACACACUUUAAUAUUACGCCUUGUAGUUUAUUACUUCAAAUAUAAUGACUUGAAAUAGAGAACAGUAAAUACUAAGUUUCAGUAUAUUUAUUUUGUGUAGUGUAAAUACUUGAGCUAAUCCCUUUCAGCAAUUGCCACUAAUCUUUCGUCGAUUUCUUCAGGGGACAAAAUACGGAAUCCAUCCUUGCUAGCUACACCAAUUUCAAUAUCAUUCUUUCUAAAUUCUGUACCAACAACAUUACUCAAGGCAAUGAUAGAAAACUCUACAGUUUCCUUCCAAUCACCGUUGAUACAAUCAACCUUCUUAAACUUCUUUUCUAAAUAAGUAGUAGCUUCUUGUUGUUUAGGACCAGUGGCCACGGCCUUAACCCCAGUAUAGUAACCCGCUGGAUCACACUUAAAUAUUUGUGGGCCUCUUCCUUCUUCUUCAUCAAACUGACAUAAUGUUAAUGCAACCCCGAGUGGUCUCAUGUAUGCUCUUUGCGUAUACAAUUGAGAUAAAUUGGCCAAUCUCUUGGACAAUCCUUCGACGGGGAUUUCGUAACCGUAUUUAUAUCUAAAUUCACUAGCUUCGGACCUGGCUCUCAAUGCCUGGGCUCUGGCAUCAGCAAUUGACCCAGUAGCGACAAGACCAAUGGAUGGCGUGAUUUUGAACAUGUAUGAUACGGUGGCUGGGUCGAGUAACUUAUCUGGUAUUUUCUUUUGCAGAAUUAAUACAGCACAAUCAGUACCGGUGAUACCCAUGGAAGUGAUGUUGGACGAAUUGAUGGCUUUGAAUGCAUAUUCUACCUGAUAGAGUCGACCUUCGGGCGAAAAAAUCGUAAUGUGUCUAUCGAAACCUGCUGCUGAUGAGGACAUUAUAUGUGUAUGGUUGUGGCAAUGUUAG
Spathaspora passalidarum NRRL Y-27907 is the source of this 2395-nucleotide messenger RNA. RefSeq names its product delta(24(24(1)))-sterol reductase (gene ERG4). The transcript has a single exon. NCBI's taxonomy places the organism in Eukaryota, Fungi, Ascomycota, Pichiomycetes, Serinales, Debaryomycetaceae. The record is from RefSeq and is a predicted model, not a curated record. Gene Ontology annotation, cellular component: endoplasmic reticulum membrane. Gene Ontology annotation, molecular function: Delta24(24-1) sterol reductase activity. Gene Ontology annotation, biological process: ergosterol biosynthetic process. The coding region runs from base 29 to 1438 and encodes 469 amino acids.